AUGGAGCCUUCUCCCCUUUCUUCGUUUCCCGGCUCCGGCGGAACUACUCAGUGGAGCCAGCUACUGCAGAAGAAGGCACCGCGGGAGAAUGAUGAACCCGUUUCAUGUCGCUUGUUCGGGAACUGCGGAUCGAGCGAAGGUGUUUCCCUGGCAGUUCUCGAUGCCAGUGCCAUCGUCCAGGGGGACAAAAUGUCAAGCACCGCUGACCGGUUUGUGACCGUUCGUGAAGUGCUGGAGGAGGUGAGAGAUCCCACCUCCCGCCAGAGGCUCUCUUUUCUGCCAUUCACGAUUGAAACCAUGGAGCCCGCCCCCGAUGCCAUAAAGAAAGGUGAGCUUUUUCCGGAUAUAACUGACUAUAAUCAAAGGGGACCGCUUAAAUAUGAAUUAUGAACGCUUUCCUGUUGAUUGUCUUAUAGUCAAAGUUUUUUUUUUCUGACGUGUAUAUUAUCGUUGCAUCGUUCUAUUUCUUUCUGUAUUUACUAUCCGCUGCUAUAAUCAAAUUGGGCCAGUAAUGUGGUUCGAAAUGAGCAUUCUUUUUUGUUGUAUUACAGACGAACAUAAAUUUGCACACAUUACGCAUUAUUGAUGCUCGGAGUUUUUUAGUCACAUGUGAAAUUUUGUGGACUAAUGAAAGUAUGUUCAUUUUUAUUUUGGUUUGCAGUUGUCAAGUUUGCAAGAGAAACUGGGGACUUACAGACGCUAUCAGAUGUCGAUAUCAAACUCAUUGCUCUUACUUAUAUGUUAGAAGCACAGAUACACGGCACAGAUCACCUUAAAAGCGUUCCCCCUCCCAUCCAAAUGGUGAAUCUGAAAUCCUUACCGGAAUCAGAGAUGCCUGGUUGGGGUUCAAACGUGCCUAAUCUGGAAGAAUGGGAAGCUCUUGAACAGGCAGAAAACGAGUCAAAUAAUGGAUCUAGAAUUCUCCCACUAAAGGAUCUGAACUUAAAUGUCACUCAUGUGAACGAAGAUGCCAGAAAACUUGAGAAGGAAGCGGAACAUCUGUCCUCUCCAAAUACACAGAGGGUUUCUUCUCAUCAGAAAGAAAUGAGAAUUGGGAAUAAGAUGGUAGUUGAUGGAAUUGAUGCUUCUCAUGGGGAAGAUACGGAUAAUGCUGAUGACUGGCAGCCUGCUGUUAGCCGGGCCGCACAGAGGAGAUAUUUAAGAAGAAAAGCAAGAUUUGAACCAUUUGAUGCAUCGGAUGACAGUUUGCUGGGCUGUACAGAGGCAGAUGAGCCUGGGGCAGUGCACACCGCGCAAGAAGUGGAAACAAGUAGGGAGUGUGUUCUAUCAAAUGGAUUAGAGCAUAUGUCAUUGGAAGAUGAAGGUCCUGAUGCUUCUGUUAGACCUGGCCCAGGAGAUGACGAGGGGUUAGGUAUGACGGAUAAGGCUGAUGUUGAAAAUUACCACGACAGAAGGAUUGAGAUCCCCAGUGAGACUGAUGGAAGCAUUAAUGCGCCUCAGGGAUGUAGUCCAACAGAGCCGAGCUGUGUUCCACAAUCCCUCUCCAAUUCGACUGUGGCUUGUGUUACUGGGGAUUUUGCAAUGCAAAACGUUAUUCUACAGAUGGGUCUGCGACUACUGGCACCAAGUGGAAUGCAGAUACGUCAGUUGCAUAGGUACGUUAUGCUAUGUUUAGCUUUCGUGGGUUAAUAAUUGUAAUGGUUUAAUCUUCUUUUCAUGUUUCAUUAAUGAAGGAGAUUCUUCAAGACUUUGAGACCGACUGAAUUUUAUGAUGCGAUGUAGUGCAUAAAUAAGUUCUAUCUUUGCACUGGAAUUUUUUCAAGUGUAUUUACAUAAAAGGUUCAAUGCUCAUUUGGUGGAUUGGUUUCCUAAAUAUUUUUUUCAUUUCAGGUGGGUAUUAAAAUGUCACGCCUGCAAUAAAGUGACAUCUGAAAUAGGGAGAUUAUUCUGUCCCAAAUGUGGUAAUGGGGGCACCUUGCGCAAAGUAUCAGUUACAGUGGGUGAAAAUGGACUAAUUCUGGCGUCACGUCGACCCCGCGUCAACCUUCGUGGAACCAAAGUACGUCAAAAAGUUAUUAUUAUUCCCUUAUUUUCACACUCUUUCUCUUUUGUUUGUCAUGCCAUUGAUAAUAUUUUUUUACUGAUAUUAUACUUUGUUGAAUGUAUUUUUGCAACUAUGGACCUCUGGGAACUGGGAUAGUUUUUCAUUACUUGAUGUAUGAGGACAAUUAUAUAUGAGGACCAUCAUUGUGUCAGGUUACUUAUUCUGUUUCAAUUCUUAAUGAAUAGUCAUCUGUUUUCCCCUGGUUUCUUUAGCCUCUUUCAAACUUUGUUUGUGCACUUAGGAAAUGCAUGGACAACUGAUGAGGACGCAUCGGUCUUCCCACUGAUUAUCUCAUAUAUAUAUAUAUAUUUAUUUAUUUUUCUUGAUGUUUAAAGCUCUCAAUUUACGUUGGACCAAAGUCUCUAAAGGGGAAUGGGUACGAUCCACAUCAAUUAUAUUUUGAAAAAUGAUCCUGGAAGGUGUGCUACUCUUUGAAAAAGAAACUUUUACCUUCGAAAAAUAAAAUAAAUCCAGCGGUUAUUUGGGUAGUUCCUAGCAAAAGAAGGGGUGGGUCAGAAACUGGGGGCUGGCUCGUUCUUGCAUGAGAAAAAAUGCACCGUAUCAUGUUCAUCCGAAGCAUUGGUGAAGCAUACAGAUAUAGAACAAAUUUCUGUCUGGUUGAUCUCUUGUUACUCUGGAAGACCCUUGUCGAGCAGCCUCCAACGCCUAACGUUUUUUCUGGUGUACUCAAGGGAGGGCUUUUUCCAGUAUAAUCGCAUACUGCCCCACCUCACAGAAUUUGAUGAUCUUCUUGGUCACUUCGCCUUCCGCUUGUCUUCUCCACAUCAUCAAAUUUAAAAUUAUGAUUCGUUGAUAACGUGUUUCAUUGUUGUACAGUUUUCAAUCCCUCUGCCUCAAGGUGGAAGAGACGGCAUCUCUAAGAACCUCGUCUUGCGUGAGGAUCAGAUCCCGCGCAAGCUUCUCUACCCAAAAGGGAAGAAGAAAAAUAACAAACAGGUAAUUAUUCACUUCUCUUCGUCUUCCCUUUUUUCUAUUUUUUUUUUAUCCUUCUCCCAACUGUCCCAUCUCUCUGACCUCCAUGUUGACUUUUUCUUUCAGGAUAAGGACGGCUUCGGUGCCGAGGACAUAUUCUCGCAUGCAUCCGAGAGAAAAGCUCCGUUGAAGCCUCCGGUGGGGAAGGCCGUCUUGGUCUUCACGGGGAAAAGAAAUCCGAAUGACAAUCACUUCUCUCGUCGGCAUUAG
Molecule: messenger RNA, 3268 nt
Organism: Spirodela intermedia
Lineage: Eukaryota; Viridiplantae; Streptophyta; Magnoliopsida; Alismatales; Araceae
Source: the annotation of a GenBank genome assembly